GAUGUCUGCAGUUAGUUGGCGUUGAUCGGUGAAUUUCGCAGAAACAACAUGUCGGAGCUAGUGACUUCAGUUUAGUAGCACUUACAAGGGAAUUCAAGACUGGAAUGAAUAUUAUUUUCUCGUAGCAUAGCCUGGUAUUUCAAUCAAGGACACGACAAUGAUCUCCAUGGCAGCAAAUGCCUUCGAAGGCUUCGACCAAACGACACAGAAAAGAAGUUUAAUCGGUAGACGGGUAAGACUUUGACAAGAUAUCCUGUUAUUUAAAAUCUAGUUUUUAAAUAUAAGAGUUGUCACGGAUAAUAAACAAAUCGCAAGUUCUAGAACAUUUCGUUUAUGCGAAAGGAGUGAAAAAAAAAACAGUACUAAAGUAUGAGACCGAUUACGCAGGAUUUACAAAAAUCGUCGACGUAUUGACUUCGAAUAAAAAGCCGCUAAAUUCACUUCAUUUGAAUGUCACCCACCGUGCCAAAAUGCUCUAGUGAAAAUCAAAAUAUAAAACAGAACCACAAGCCGGAACUGAUUCUACAGCAAAUAAACCUAACUUCAGGUGCAUCUAUUCUGUGAAAACGAAAAAGCAAAACGAACCUUAUUUACUGCACUGUCAAAAAUCUUCGAAAAUCAGUUCACUUUUUUUUUAUUUCGAAUGCUGAAAUGACAUUGAGAUCUGGAAAGCAAAUGUAGUAAUGAGAGUUCUAUUUCUAAAAAUAUGCCGAACCCAAUUUACGGUUAAGAAUAUUUACUCCUAAUUUGUUUUCUGGAAAGCGCUACUUUCGCUUGCUUCAAUAUAUGUAACUUUUAAGAAGUACUAAGGUAUCGCGAUUUCAGUUUAUAACUUGUUUCGUUAAAAAUGGCUUUUGCAAGUGAAAAAAAAAACAUUUUUUCCGAAAUAAAAUUCACCAUAUAUAGAGAACAAUAUCUGCAAGACUUUGAGGCAAAAUAAGUUUCGUUGCAUUAUUUCAGUAACGGGAACACGGACAACAAAUGUGGACGUUAUAGCCAUUUAAUAAAAUGCUUGUUUGCACGAUUGAACAUUGUUAUGAAUCUGAAUAUCAGAAUGUUUUCACCUUCUAUCUAUAACAAAGCAACAACUUCAUAUAUCGACUAUUGACUCGCUGCAAAUUUUUUCACCGGUCUAAUUCGUUAUUUAUCCCCCCAAAAAGCCGUAUUUUAAUUUUUUUGUGUGAAAAGGUGGCCUUUCGUCUCCUUGAACAAUGACGGAUCUAAUGAACUCAAAAUGGACAGUGAAAUUUGGCGAGAAUUUGUUUACAAAAUUUGGCUUUUAGAUAAGUCAUUGUGGUUAGCUUGAUCCAGUUUACAUAUUGCGUAAUUAAAAAGCUAUAUUUUAAAAGCUGCACCUAAAGAAGUUUACAGAAUUUAACCGUUUGUGUUGUUUGAUAUCAAGUUUCCUUUACUAGAAUAUGUAAUACAAGAAAAAAAACGAAAACAAAAACGUCAGGCGUGUUCAUAAUUUUGCGAAGUGUAAAAAUGAUUACCAUACUCGGUUUCGAUUAGGAAAAAUUCCGAUUUCAGCUGUGCUUGCCGUUCCUAUUGGCAACAAAAAAAUAGUUUGAUUUGCCACCGAAUACAGGCGUGUUCAUAAUUUUGCGAAGUGUAAAAAUGAUUACCAUACUCGGUUUCGAUUAGGAAAAAUUCCGAUUUCAGCUGUGCUUGCCGUUCCUAUUGGCAACAAAAAAAUAGUUUGAUUUGCCACCGAAUCAGGCCCAGCUGGGAGCGUUACAAAUUACUAAGCAAGAAAGAAAACAAUUUCUUCGAAUUUGCAUUUAUUAGCCAAUCGAGGGGUAAAUUGGUGAAGUCUAAGAGAAAACGCAAUGAGGCUUUGUUCAUAAGAAUUGCAGGUGUUUCGCGCGAAUAAUGUUCUUUCAGAGCCGACUAACGAACAAAGUGCCGCUUCUUUUAAAUAACUCGAUCUGUAAGACCUAGUCAAUAACUCUACUAACUUGUUUAAAGGUUUUAAUGGAUGGGAAAGGACCGAAGAAUGAAAAUUUAAGUUAACUUUGCUAGGCUAAGCCAAAGGGGGUCUUGUAUCGAAAACAAGCUAUUUUUAAAAGGAAGUGAGGAAAGCAAUGUACAUUGCAACUUGCUUGUUGAUUUAAUCAUGAAAGACUGUAAUUCUUUUCAGUAUACAAGGAAAAAAACACUUUCUGAAGGAAAAAAUGUACAGGUUUUUUUCUUUUGAGAGAUUAGAGGUCUCUCUUUUGGUGUGAUUUGCUUUGUGUUAUAGUUACGAACCAUCCAUCAUGCUUACGUCACAAAAACAGAAAAGCAAAUUAGAGCAGCUAAACCUUCUGUGGCAAAUUAGUACGUUUCUUAUGAAUUUUCAUGAGACGAAAUCGACUAAACUUAAUCACAUUUCGAAGAUCAAGUAGCCAUGAGCGACGAGGAAUUCCGAGCUCUUGCCAGACACAGACAUCAGGUUAGUUUCCUACUGAUUUCUGGCAAGAUUAAAAAGAUCUUAAGAAAAUCUGUUCGAGCAUCACUAUGUCAAAUUUGUUUUCUGGGAACUGAAACAAAGCCUUUGGUAUCCAGCGGUUUUAGAACACAUUCUUGGCCUUCACAGUAGAAGCGUGUUAAAGUCAAUUCUAUCUUUUCUCAGAAACAUUAUAUUACAUUUACAUUACUCUUAUGAUAAGAAAGUUGAUAAGGGUUCCUGGUUACUGUAUUUCUUCAGAUCGUUUAUCGCGAAAUGUUAGAUUCACUUUCCCUGAAUUAAAUGAAGUUUAUUUAAAGAUAUUUCAAGGAAGGUUUUGUAGAUUUCAUUUGAUCUCUUAAGGCACUGUCGUCGCCCAGCUUUAAAUAUAAUUUAAUUUAGCUUCAGACAAGACAGGUCUCUUUGAAACAGUGAUUUACUAUCUUAAUACUUACAUUCAAUUUAAGAAUGAUAAUUCGGCUAUUCUUACUCAAUCACCAACAACUUCCAGAUCGUCAUUAAGGCAUUCAUCUUAUUCUAUUUUGAUUUUUUAAAAUAAAAUUUCGACGUACAGCUCAGUAAAAUCGAUAAAUACCACCUUAGGGUAUUUCACUACAGACGACGCAUUCAAAAGACAUAUGUAAUACGUUGCAAAUGUGAUUCAGAUCUGUAAUCAAAUUUUGGCGAUUGUCAUGUGGAAAAUACUCACGCUUUUUUCUUCCUGUUGUUGCUGUUCUAAUAACACCCGCUUCGUUUUUCCUGACAAAUUUUGCUCAAUGAAGAAGCUAUUGCGCGAGAAAAAAAAACGUUUAAAUAAUUUACCGCGAGCUAAAAAAUAAUAUUUGUGAUGUUUAGUGGGUGUACACAGACAAAAAAAAAAACGAUUUGAAAAGCUCAGAAAAAUUGCAACGUAUAAUUACAAUAGUUUCAGUCUUUCUGUUGUCCUGACUAUGGUGGGUUAUAUUCGUUUUCAAACAUUUCGUUAAGUCUUAUUUGUACUUCAAUAAUUUCGCAACAGUAACUAGAAACUAGUCUUGAGCGGUCAGAAGGAACUUAAGUAUCUAACAACGGAUUUACAUAUAGUAUGCUCAAGGCAAAAUUAUGAAACAAUUUUUUGCUAUUUUUAUCCAAAAAUUGUCAUUGCAAUUUGUCGAAACACAGAUAAACUCAAUUAAUAAAGUUAACUUAGGCACGGAGUACGUGCUUCGACUGAAGAACGUAAUUGAAGGAAGGUUAGCGUGGGUGACCGAAUCUCUUGUUUGUAACCACGUGCAUAGAUGUGUAUCUUAGUUUUGAAAUCGCCUAUAACCUUGUAAGGCAUAACAACUCAGCCAAGGCCAAGUUUACAGAAUAAAUAACGUGUGCAUAAGUUUACAUACAAAUGUACUGCAGAUACAAUGCUUCCGGGACUGGCUUCAGCGACAGCUACAUAACCAACAUGUCUUGCUGUAAGGACUAUCGCCUUAGGGGGAAUAUUAAGGGAGAGUACAUUCAUAUGGAUAAUCUGUACAGAAAUGUUCCGCCCUAUAGGGUACGUGUCUUGACCUAGAUAUCAUACGUAGGGAACGUAGUUUAACUGUACACCCAUGAUAAGUGGAUGUCAUGCCACUGUUGGAAGAUCUAUUUUUCCAGAAAUCUUCUGUAUAGUCGAAUCUCGCGAUUGGUGAAGUUUUUUUUACCGAAUUUCUGCACUUAGUAGUCUUAAUUUUAUCUAGAGGGUCGAUAAUUCCACUAUUAAACACUGAAGAAUUAAAAAUAAUUUUAUGGGCAGUGUCACAGAAAGGAGCUAAAAAACCUUAAGUUCAAUUUUGAUUAUUAGUUUUAGCGUCUUUUUUCGUAUUUCAAAAGAUUGAAAUCUUAUAUCUUUGAUUAAUACUUCGUGUUAUCCACAGACUACCAUUUCAUCGACCUCUCUCUGAUAAUAUUUUGACACUAAAAUGUAAGUUGCAAAUUUAUCUCUGGAAAAGUUACUAGAACUUCUAUUUUGUCUAAAAAUAAUGUUGACCUUGUGAUUCACAGCAUCGGAACAUUGCAUUAGACUAUUUUAAUAUUCUACAAUUUACAGCAUAUUUGAAAACACAUUUUUCUUUCACUUAUUUUUAUAUACACAUAUCUUUCCGCUACAGUUAUUUUUCUGCUGGUAUAAAUAUGUUUUAAGCAUUGAAAUUGAAUACAGUUACAAACGAGAACAUACGUCUUGAAAUUAAGUAAAUUAAUUAACCUUGUAAAUGCGCGGGAAUUUUUUCAGAUCACGAUACCUCCCCCUCACGAAAACUUUUUGCCGAUCUUCUCCGAAGAUAAUCGAAGGCUUUUUCGGACCACUGUCGCGAAGAACGAAUAUACUUCAGAUUCUAGGGUAGUAGAUCAUAAAAAAGUUGAACGAAUUGCUAGCUGAUAUAUCGUCCAUCGUUUCUUGGUCGGUUUUCUUAUUCUUCAUUCCCACAAAGAUACAACAAUUUUUCAUAAUUAUGAAAGCUAAUGUUCUGUCAGGAAUGCAUAAAAUUAUCGGCAUCGCUAAUGUUAGACCCAAAGCCUUCUUCUCCAGGAACUACAAGUAUUCAAAGGUAAUUUCCACUGUUUUAGAUAGAUUUUAAAAAUAGCAUGAAGUUCACUUUUUUACCGAGUCUUAAAUUUUUGCUUUACACAAGCUUCGACGUAUUUACUUUGGAGACAAUCUUAAGACACGUAACCAACGUUCUCCAUUUUUCUUGCGCAAAAAGUUGUUAGCUCUAUUUCGAAGUUCCUAUAUUUAUGUUAUUGUAAGAGGAAUUCCUGACCACUAACAUGUCUUAUGUUCAUAAAUGCUCCUUGAAUAACACAAACAUUCUUGCUUUGGCGCGAUUUAGAACGUUCUAGGAAUAUGUUUGCAAAAUCAUUUAAUUACAUUUGAACAGUAAAUAUUUUGUCAACAAUUUAACCGCGUAACCAUUCACAAAUUUUUGCAGUCCUCAACUUCAUUUUAAAUAGACAUGUUACGUUUUGCAGAUCAAAUGAAAUAUGAAAAACUCAAUUAACUGACCAUCACAUUCAAAACACACUUCGGUUUGCUUUUGUCUGGAAAGAUAAUUAAUGGCAAUUUAGGGAAGUGAAAGAUGUUUUUCUAAUAUAACAACUGGAAGUUUGGGAAGGAUCGUCCUGCUGACUGAAAAGGAUUUUACCUAUUUUUUUAGUAAGACAAUUUUAAGUUUCUUACAUUUUAUGGAGAAUAGAGCAAAUCUCAAAACUACUAAGUACAUAGAGGAAAUUCGAAACGAAAACUUUCGCUGCCCACGCUGUCAAUUAAAAAUUAAUGUUCCAUUUGUACUUUGGGUGCUAAAUUUAUGAAUCUCUAGCAGUUCCAAAUAGAUUUAUGUGGCCAGCUUUUAGCCGAGAAAAGUGUAAAACUUGUAAGGGUCGGAAUGAUGUAAUUCAAUUUUCUAUUUCAAAAUGCAUGGUAUGGUGUUGACCUGUAAAUAAAUCGCGAAACAGCGGCCUGAUUGAAGAACGAAAGUAUAAAGAAAAUUUUCGGGUAAGCAUUUCUUUGGGUGUUUUGUUAUGGAAAUCUUUCUAAUUUGCACGUACAGAUCUUAAUAACGCGAGUAUCAACCUUUUCUUCAUGCGUAGGAAAGUACACUGCAUUACCUCGUUCCCAGGCCUUCUGCGUAUUUUAAAACAGCGUGCAGUAGGAGCCCAGAAAUCCCUGGGAAGAAUGGAGAAAUAUCUUGUCUCAUGACACAAAGAGACUGUGGGCAUUUUCCAUUGACCCUAUCCCAAUAUAAGAAUAACUGGAAUAAACUAUAGAAAUGACUUGUUUUAGAAUCUAUUCAAUUGUAAUGUCUGGAAAUCUCCUUGAAAUGAGGUCCAAAAAUCAUGGUAGAAUAAAUUUGUAACAAAUUAACUUUUGUGUAUUCUAGUUGCGGAACACUAUCAAUCGAAUCCACCUUGUGUAGGCGUGCUUGUCUUUUAUAAUAAAAACACUGAUUCCAUGAUGUGCCAUAAGGCUCAUAUAGUAAUCGGCUGCCUUGUUCUUGUGCUGGCUUUUGAACACUUAAACUGGAAAAGAGAUUAUUUUUAUAAAUGCAUCAAGUCAAGGUCCUCAAGUUCUCAAGAAAGACAAUAAAAUCACACUAUCUUGGAACGUUUGGCAAAGUAAAUUAUCUGUUCAACCGAAGUGCCAGUGGAUACCUUGAGAAACAUAAUAACCAAGUGUCAGAAUGUAUGAUCGCAGAUAAAUGGGGCAAGUUUUUAGUUUUAAUCUGGAGUUAACGAAAUAAAAUACCGCCUCAUUUUUCGUCGCUUUCUUGAAAACAUAUACUGCAGCUAUCUGCCAGGUUUGAGUCCAGCUAACAUUUGAAUUGUACCAAAAAUCAUCAUUCACUUGUAAAGUUUAAUAUUUCAUGUCAUUUACAAAAUUUGAAGAACUCCUUGAAAUCAAGACCAAUCAGUUUACUGAGCAAUUAAAAUAUUUAGACCUAAAAUAUUACUCGCAACUUAGCUGACAGAGUAACUGACGAUAUGCAAAGCCAUCAAAUCUUUAGUUUUGCGAAUGAGUUUCUAAAAACUCUCUCCAAUUCCACGCAUGUUUGGAGAAUUUGUACUUCAAAUAUUUUGGGAAAAUAUACUCCAAGAUUAGUGGAUUAUCUCUUUGUUAACAGUCAGAGCUAUUGUUACUUCAAACCGUUUAAUUAUUCAAAAGAAGUUAUCUUGUAAAACGAACAAGAUUUCUAAGACAGUAUAUUGAUGGAAGAUUUAAUAAUCCCCAAGCGUGUUUUAGACAAGAAAAGACUAAAAGAAGAAACAAUAUCCUUUGUAUCUGCAGAUUUUUUUCCAACAAAGCUCAAACUAAAAAGGUUGGAUCAUCUAUUUUUACUCUUUCAAACUGCGACCCAAUGAAAAGGUGCCCGGUUUUAAUUUUAGUAAUUGCAUUUUGACGCUUCUUCUACGGAGAAGCCAUUAACUAAGUCUGAAGAGCAUUCUUUCUCCAUUGGUCGACAGACGAGUUAAAUUGCUCUUGACUUUUUCGCAAUUUUAAUUCAAUUAAACACAUAGUCCAUUUAUUUCAGUAAACUGAUGUUUUUUCUACGAGUUUUUUACGAGGAAAACAUGCAUGAAUUAGACAUCAUUGACAAACUUAGUCUGCUCGAUGUUAAGAAUGAGUAUAAUGCGUGCCUCGUGUCUUCCCCUGAGGAAAAGAUCUUUUAACUUCUCAACCAGCCGAAUUUUUUCGCGAUGCGAAAAUGAAAAAGGUGAGAGCAGAAUCGCUCUACAGCAUCUAGGAGAAAGCUUUUCCGAACCUUUGUUAGCGCGCGGACAAUCUGUUGGAACGUACUGGGUAGGUUUCAUCCAACUUGACUUACUUAUCACAAUCUAUGUUUAGUUAUCAGCCUGUAGUUUCAGUAACCUGGGGAUUUGAAGUUUUAUAGCACGCGUUUUAAACUGGAUAGUUUCUAUCAUGUAUCAAUAUACAGAGGAUUUGUCUAAGAUCUAGGCUUGUCUUUCAUAUACUUAAUUUAUAUUUUGCCCAGCUAAGGAGAAAACCGGCUAUAGUUUCAUCUAACUUUUUGCCUGCCUUCCAGGUAAUGCUGUAUAAAAUUUCUUGUUAAGAGAAUUUUUUGGUAUGUGAAACAUUUGUUCCUAAACGGUACUCAAAAGUACAAACAUGCACGGAUUUUUCCGUGAUUAAACUUUCAUGAUUUUUUCCUCGAUUUGUAUAUGACAUUUUUCCAGCCGGUAUUGUAUAUCUGUCCACUGAUUUUCAUUGAUUUGUCAAUAAUCAAAGGCCUAGGAAAGGUUGUCAUAUUGGUAGUUUAUGCAAUUUGACAAAUUGAACACAACUGGAAUAUAAACGUUUUUAGAUAAAGCCAAAAUCCAUAUAAGUUAUUUGCCUCUCGAUCGAUCGAUCUCUUGCCAGAACUGAGAAUGUUUUCGAUGACCUCAAUCGAAUUAGCAGCCUAAAAUCCUUCUAAACACUUCGACUGAAUGGUUGUCAUCUGAAGCCCUGUUUAUUUGGAGAAACUUGUGUCAGGUAGAAGAGGUCACUCGCCUAACCGAGCUACCCUGGGAGAAACAGAAAAAUUGGCUCGGCUAGAAGGAUUAACCGCCUAGAAAUUAGCUGAGCCACCCUUUUUUCGAUGAUAGGGUGAUGACCCUCCUAACCUAGCCUGCGUACAGACGUCCCUAUCCCUCAGGAAAAAGAGGAGGGAGACGUCUGUACACAGGCUAUCCUAACCAAGCAAUCUUUUCUCUAUAUAAACAUGGCUCGCACAGCCGCGUCAACUCGGUCAAGGCGAGAUAGUAGGAACUUAAGCAAAAACGUCUUCAAGCGUCGCACGUAAACCGGAAGUGAAGCCUAUGCCCUUCUUAUAUGCCUUGACACUAACACAUUUGUAUUGCUAAGUUUCUUUUCUCUUAUAAAGAGGAUUUACCCGAGAAUUUCAACCAAACCUCUGUCCAGUGAUGAAAAAGGCCACUUCCGGUUGACGUCCGUCGCUCAAAAACGCUGUAGCUGAAUCAGAGCAUGCGCGAGCGCUGUUAUCAGCUCUUGGUUCGAGCUAAGGAGUGAGUCAACUUUUUUCUCAUGUAAACGCUUGCUAUUAAAUUGAGGAGGGUGACCCUCUUUCCCGGGUCAACUUUUCUCGUUAAAGCAGGGCCUGGAAGUCCCAGUCUGUUGCGCUGCUGUUGCGACACUGAAUGAAGACACACUGACACUCGUGUCAGCGUGUGUGUUUCGUUAUUUCCGUGUUUUUUAAUUUGUCUCUCUUGUGUCAUAGGGGUCGAUGAGUUCAUCGAGCGAGAUAUCUUUUCCGCCGUAUGAAGUCGUGCCGGCCACUCGACCUAUUAUUGUGAUAGGUCCUUCACUUAGAGGAUACGAGGUAAGUGAAAACUAAAAAGCAAAAGCGUUUCCGUUUACGUAGAGAAGUUAGUGGAAAUUCGGUGAGCGAUAAGUAUGCCUCGAGUACCAUUUUUUUCCUUGCAAAUAAGCAAACAAACAACCGAUGAACAAAUGCACAGGCCAAGGCCCAAUGAUUGCUUUCCUUCUGGAGAUUUAAAAAUCUGUAUUAGGCUAAAUAGAGUGCUUCUAAAGCCCUGCACAACAAACUGCAAAAUACCUAAUUUAACGUAACCCAGAGUCCUGAAAGUUGUGGGGAAAGAUAGUAGGAAACUUCCAAAAAUCUCAGAUAGAUUGGGAACAGUCAGCUUGCAAUCUUAAGCCUUUCUCGAGCUUUUCUGGUGUUAAUGCUAUAGCAAAUGGCCACUCUAAAAGUUUGCGCUUUUGAUAAACUAAAACUAACAUUUUUUUGUUAUUUGCUUCGACUUUCCCAGGUUACUGACCUCAUGCACAGAGCGCUGUAUAACUUUUUAAAGAAGAGAUUUAGUGGAAAGUAAGUUCCUUUGUUGUAGUCUUGCUGUUCAGUUGGCAGGACAUUUAUUCUACUGAAUACAGGGUACAUUAGGGACGAAACAAUAGUUUGCUAUAUGAUCAUUACUUUUAAAAUGUCUCGACAUCAUGUUGAGAUUCAAAGCCUAAUUGCUCAAAAAUUUAAGGUGGCUCUGCACCCCUCCACCCUCCGAAGAAACUCACAAAACUGUGAACACUUGAAAUAUAUCAGGACUGUCUAUUACUAUGGCCAAUCACAGCAUAAUCAGGACACGCGACUUACCCAUAAUUGUCCGCUAUAUAUCUUACUCACUUUGGUGUAGUUUAGCGUACUUGCUUUAAUUUCUUGUACAUGUAGCUGGUUUAGUUUUGAUGGUCUGUGUGUAGUUCGCAGUUACACCGAAUAGUGGAUCUCUUCAUAAAUACAUACUAAAACUACACCAAACUACAUCAACUAGUAAAGAGCAACUAAACUAAACUACAGCAACUACACUAACGCAAUAACUAACUUUUUAUACUUACUACACUAUUUAACAGAUAGAGAUAAUAAUUGAUUGGACUUUCUUUUUGUGACGGUCGUCGUGAAGGUAUUUAGGGGUUUUAAGAUCCGAGGAUAGCGACUGGCAGUGAAAUCGUCGCUUAAAAAGUGAAUUAGCGUUCUUUCAAUCUUCAUUGCGAUUAUUCCAACCCACGUUCUUUAUCAAAUGUAGCUGAACUUCCCUGAAGUUCAGUUCCUAAGAACCGAUAUCCAAUUUCAGAAAGAGAAAGAAGAUUUUGUCGAGGCUUGUUUGCGUCCACCAUAAAACGUGAAAUUAGGCAUCUGUGUUUACGUUGUAUCGCCGUGUGCAAACGGACGCAACAUUGNAAUUAGCGUUCUUUCAAUCUUCAUUGCGAUUAUUCCAACCCACGUUCUUUAUCAAAUGUAGCUGAACUUCCCUGAAGUUCAGUUCCUAAGAACCGAUAUCCAAUUUCAGAAAGAGAAAGAAGAUUUUGUCGAGGCUUGUUUGCGUCCACCAUAAAACGUGAAAUUAGGCAUCUGUGUUUACGUUGUAUCGCCGUGUGCAAACGGACGCAACAUUGUUGGCCAACAACUCCCAAUAUUGUUGGAUGGUAAAUGUUGCGUACGUUUGCAUACCCUGUUUCAUGUCACUGCCUGUUGUUUGGAGUUGUUGCGCAAAGUUUGAAACCGGUCAAACUUUUAGCAAUGUGCUAACGGAAUCAACAACUCCCAACAAUGUUGGGAGUUGUUGGUCAAAAAUGUUGCGUCCGUUUCCACGAAGCUGUAGUCGUGAGGUUACGGCAAAGAAAUGAACAAAAGUAAAAAACGUGCUGCAGGCGCAGCCUAUUGAUUUUGUGACGUUCUCGUUGCCGUCGACGUUGUUGGCAGCACUUUCGUUGAUGCUUUCAUUUACGGAGAGUUUUGGGGAAACAGGUUGAAAAGGAUUAAUCAAGUACUAACAUAUUUUGAUAGGAUCCAAGUGUACAGAACACAUGCGGAUAUUGGCCUAUCCAAACGAUCAAAAAACAAUCCCUCAGAAAAAGAAAGAUUUAACAUCGCAAAGACUGGAGGGCCCCGAAUGACAGGUGAGAAAUGUAGACUGGCUAUUAAACAAGGAAGAACUGCCAUUUAAAGCCUCAGUGAGACAGAUAAAAACCUCAAUUGCAGAAAUUACCCGUGCAAGGUAGUUUGCGUUCCUCAAUGGCUAGCCUGGUGCUAUCAAUUUCUCCUGAGUAGCUGAAAAUGUUUUUAUGACAUUCUUGAGAGGUAGAGGAAUUUUGAGUGAAGGGUUUACUUUCUAAGGAAACUUUUACGAUAGCAACCGUAGGAGGAUUGAGAAGCUGACGUCUCGGACGCUCAGUCCUCAGAUAGCCUGUGUACAGCCGCCGCCCCCCUUGUAAACAGGUUACUCAAAACGUAACCUUCUCGAUCGCCAGUCUAUUUUAUGAACUCAUUUGAUGAAACCACAUAAAAGGAAUGGUGAUUGUUCAGGUCGCGUAGACAGUUACUGAAGAUACUGAACACAAUGGUCACUAAAUGACAUGAUGUAAAAGAUUAAUUAAAGAUUAAUCAUUCUCUAAAACACAUAGCUGAAGUGCAAAAAGAGGUAGAGCGGAUCUAUGAACUGACCAAAAGUUUGAACAUGGUGGUCAUCGAUUGUGACGUCAUCAACCAUCCCUCUCAGCUGACCGACUGCUCGCUGGCGCCAAUAUCGAUCUACAUCAAAAUGGAGCCACAAAUUCUGGAAAAGCUCGUCAAAUUACGUGGAUCCAAAAGGAAAAACCUAGGAGCUCAAGUGGUAGCCGCUCAAAAGCUUGCGCAGUGCAACGAGGUCAGUAACUCAUUAAAACUGUACAUAUAACGAAAUUCGUUCGUCACACAACGCUACAUGUUCGUGACACAACGCUUCAUGUUCGUAACACAACGCUAUAUGUUCGUAACACAACGCUACAUGUUCGUCACACAACGCUAUAUGUUCGUAACACAACGCUACAUGUUCGCCACACAACGCUACAUGUUCGUCACACAACGCUACAUGUUCGUCACACAACGCUACAGGUUCGUUACACAACGCUACAUUUUCGUAACACAACACCACAUGUUUGUGACACAACGCUUCAUGUUCGUAAAACAACGCUAUAUGUUCGUAACAGAACGCUACAUGUUCGUCACUCAACGCUACAUGUUCGUCACACAACGCUAUAUCUCACGCUAUGUUCACACUGUACCGGACAGCUUUGCGUGCCGACAUGUACAACUAUCCGGUGUAGUAUGAACACCUAUCCGCUAUGUGACUCUCCACUUAAGAGAUUGGUGCGGCGCAGCUUUACUCUGUUACAGAUAUCGCCCCGAAAACACAGUUGUAUGUGUGAACAGAGGCCCUAUCCGAUAAUAUCCGAUAUGGUUUUCGUGCCGGUGCGAAAGCCAUCAGGAAUAGAGUGAACAUUACCUGAAAUACCUUGGAAAGGAGCCUGGUGUGACAACCCAAAGAAAAGGAGUGCGUCAGUAGAGACUCGGGUUUUUUGUCCGUAUGAGAAAACCGUUGGCAACUUGAUCAAGUUGCCAAACAGGUCUCUAGUGAAUUUUCCUAUAACUAGUGUUAUGUUCAAUCUUCUGUUUAACACAGGAAAUGUUUGACUUGGUUCUUGAUGAAGCCAUUUUUGAAGACGCUUGUGAGCAUCUCGGGGAGUUUCUUGACCAGUACUGGAGAGACCUGCACCCGAGUGACAAAGAAGAUGGUGCUUUACCUCUAACGGAAAAGACGCCUUUGCUUCAAGGAGUUUCUAACGUCCCAGGAACGAAGGUAACCAGGGGUGUUUACCAUUUUCACAAACCACCCGGGUGGAAAUCUUGUGCAUAAAAAUAAAUCUAUGAAAUUUGGUGGAGAACGACCCGCUACAACGUAUGCGCAAAUUAGCUGAACAGGCUAAAAAGAACAGAAAAAUUGCAUCGCCUUAAAUCACAGACUAUAUUUUCUGAAGCUCCCAAACAGAAUGGCGCCUAUCAUUGAUUUUCCAUCCGGAAUUUCCGGUUUUCCCGUUUAAAUUGUAAGUACUACAUUUUUGUUAAGGCUGAGAUUGGCCAAAUCUAAGUCAAAAGGUGUUAAGUCCCAGGCUGAAUCCAUUUCAUAUCAUUUCUGAGAGCUUUCCAACUUGACACAACGAAAAAAGGUACGGUUACGUAUUAAGGUACAUGUCAUUUAAAGUGACUGCAAAACAGAUUUUACUUUCUUUGAGCAAACAUAUUUUUAAUGUUACCAUUUCUUUUUAAUUAUUGCUACGAUGAUGAUAUUAAUCAAAUGCAAAAUCAUUCAUGAAAGAGGUAUGGUAAUUCGCAUGACGUAAUACCGGCAGUUUCUAUAGCGACAGCUUAAACCGCUUAAUUUUUAUCUUGACAGUUUUCAAUUCAAUAACAAGUUCGGUGGCCCCUCUUCAUAUUGUGGAAUCCAGUCUCGACAUCAAGUUGAGAUUCAGAUUUAGGUCGAGAUUUAGCGCCACCUUAAAUGCUCGACAAUUUGAGGUGACUGUACACUCCUCCAAAUAAUUAUUUUAAACUUUGUAAAGAGUUAAAAUCUUGAGCUGUUAUUCGAAUAAUAGGUUCCACGGAGAGUUCGCGUGAGAAAGAAAAAUCAUUUACCCUUGCCCUGGCGGUCAAGAAAUCCCGCGCGGUUUAUAUUUUAGCACGCGCGCUCGACGGACUUUGAAGAGAAAAUAGAGGGUCGGUGAACAGGCUACAAAAUUGUACUGUAAUAUGGAAUCCUAAUUCGUUUGUGAGUGGCCAUACGUUCUUUAUCAGUAAGUAGAUUUAUCGUAGCAACAAUUGAUACAGGGUGGUGAUAUUGAUUCAUCAGAAAGAAUAAGUGCUAAAACAGGAGGAAGCUGCGAGCCAGCCUAAAACAUCUCUUGUAAUUCAGUUAAAUUUGAUUAAAUGACAGGUUCCAACGACGAGUUUGACACAGAAAACACAGAACCAACAAGGCGCACAAGGAUCGUCUGAGGUUCAAGACUCGGUUGGAUCACGUAGGAAGAUGGCGGUAACUGGGGCUGCACCUGACUUCGGCAAAAAGUUGCACGAAGCUUUCCAAAGUACUCAAACGACGAAACCAAAAACGUACCAAGGCGAUACUGGCUACCAAGCAGCUUAUAGCUCGGAGAUGCAGCAAUAUGACCAACAGCAGCAGCAGCAACAACAGUACUACCCUCAAGAGGAAUAUUAUGAUCCGGGACAAAAUUACGGGGCUGAAAUGUAUGGGCACCAGCAGGGUUACUCCAGUGAGUCCUAUCGCCAGCAAGGAUACAACCAACAGUAUAGUCAGGACAGCCAAUAUGAUUACGGACAGUAUGGGCAGGACCUUAAUCAGGGUUACUCCCACGGGUACACGAAUGAACACCAGUACCCCGACCCUUACUAUGAUCAUGAUUCAAGCAUGGGAUAUCAGCAGUACGGUAAUGAGAUGGAGAGUGGAUAUCAACAGGGCCAUGAUUGGUACGGGGACACCGGCAACUAUUACGGCGGAGGUGGCUACUAUCACUGAAUAAGUAGGACACAGGGAAUAAUUAUUUGGAACAAUUUACAAUUGAUAGCAAUUAUUUUUUUGUUAAAUUUCAUAAAAGUAUUUAUAUUGCAACGAGGCAAGCAUUCUUCAACCUGUCCAGCUAUUUGCACUGUUAUUUAGGCGUUGAUACAAUGCUGGUAAGCUAAGGGUCACAUGUCAGUUAGUCACGUGAAAGUCACGUUUUCUAUCAGGGAAGAGCUAACCUAGGAAAUAACGUCUACUGGAAAAUAAUAUUAACGAGAACUAUUGUUUGUUAUAGACAUCUGAUGUCUACUCUCCAAUAUCUUAAAGGAAAAAAAGGUUCUCAUUUGUAGUUGAAAGAAGUGUGACAGGUUUAUGACUCAGUAUUCUUCAACGGGAUAAGUAAUUUUGUGUAGCAAGAAUAUGGACUCAAAACGUCUUAUAGAACUGACCAUAGAUAAGACAUCUAUAGGUCUGGACAAAACGCGCAAACGAAAGAAGCACUAAUAAUAUUCGAGGCUUUUACAUGGAGCAGCGGCACCUAUUAGCACUACACUGGAGCUUUUUAGUAAAAUCAAGGAAUGAGGUACUUAAUUUAAUAGGCGAUGUGGAAGGGCGGGUCCCUUCCCUUCCCUCGGUAAAAAUACUUUAUCACAUAAUCUGAUCUCUUUUAGGAUUUUAGGGUGAGUCGCUUUUAGAUAUCCUUGAGAAAAGAAAAUACAUUUUAGCCUAGUAAUUUACAAAAUGGCUGUUGUAGAUCAGCUAAGGGAAGUGGUCAAGGAAAGUAUACUCAAAUGAGACCCAAGUAAGAUAGCCGUUUUUUCAUGAGCCUGAAAUGAGUAAGGCUUAUAUUCCUCGCCCCAAUUGUUCAAAAUUUGGAUAGCGCUAUCCACCGGAUAGGUUGCUAUCCAAUGGAUAAGUAUUACGAAAAUUAAUUGCGUUAUCGACUGGAAAGUGAUUUAUCCGGUGGAUAGCGCUAUCCACUUUUUGAACAACUGGGGCCUGAAUGUCGCAAGAGAAUUAGACGUUCUCUGUGUGCAAGAGUUUGUAUCGCUCAGAGAUGCUAGACAAUUCGCCACUUCGGAAACGAGAAGAAAACUGGGCCGAGUUUGCUUUCGCAAAGACUUCUGGGAUUGACACUGGGGACGUGCCGGUCAGCCAUUGGCAAAUUUUUCUGUGUCCACAGUAACAGUCCCAGAAGGUCUUCGUGAACGUUAACUCGGCCCAGUUCCCUUCUCGUUUCUAAAGUGGCGAUAUGGGGAUGAGAGGAGUCCGGAAGUGCGCAUGCCACCUCCUCGUCUGAGGAACAAGGGCCCUGUCUGCCUUCCAACUUUUGACCACUUCCCAAAGUUGAAUUAGUUUUCUAAGAGACGAACAGUUGUUGAAGUCUCAAGCUACUUUACUGCAAGAGGCGACCUGCGCCUAAUCUUUCAAAUAAUGAACUGUAGAAUUCUUCAGUCACUGAAAGUUAAUGAAAUAUUGCCAUCUAAACCAUUCUGUACCCAGCAACAGAAUCGUAUCUUGACAUGGCUUUGUAAUAAAGUUUUGUAUUCG
This is a messenger RNA of Porites evermanni, 16354 nucleotides long. The record is from the annotation of a GenBank genome assembly. Lineage: Eukaryota; Metazoa; Cnidaria; Anthozoa; Scleractinia; Poritidae.